GCUAUAUAAUUUCAUAAUUUUGCAUAUAACUUCAAUUGAAAGAAGUAUUUACGCUUGUUACGAUGUUAGGCAGCCAUCUUGGAAGUUGUGUUCGCGUGCCCUCGGAAAUUGAAGUGGCCGUGACGUUCACUGUCCCUCAGCAUCUUGGAAAUGUAAAAAAGACUGCAAAACUUCAAAUCUAAAGGGUGUCCCCAAAAGUGUAUACACACUUUAGCUAAAUGUAAACAAGUGUUUAUUAGAAUUCAUUCAAUUUUGAAAAUGCAAUAGAAUUUACAAAUAUUUUUUUGUUUUGUCAUCGCCUUUUCUCCAGCUGUCAUCCAGACACUGCUGUUUCAACUGCGUUUUCAUACGGUAGCGUCAAUAUCAUACGGUAGCAUUUUAGAAUUAAUUUCCUUUCUUCCAAGUUUAGUCUGGCUACCUUCAUUCAUUACAAUGGGUUUUUAAUCUGCAAAGGAAAAACAAACAAUUGAGUUAGCAGCUGCUGAAAGGUGAACAUAAACAAAUUUUGGGACACCGUGUGUUUACAGUAUUUUACAAUUUCAGAUCUUCGUAUAGUUUUUACUUAAAACUGCUUUCCUCCUGGUAGCACUUUUGUUUUUGGUGCAUUGUGUAACUUUGCGGAACUGAACAUUCUUUUCAACGUCAGUGUGCACUAGAAGUUUCGCUUUCAUUCUAGGAGGAGGAGCACAAGAAGCCAACCCCAGCUGAGUCUGUUGCAGCUUCUCACGUUUACUGCACUUGGAGGCCUCAGCAGGGUUAAUUUAAAAGGGCUGCAAAGGGUGUCACUCACCUUGAAAUGAGUUCAAUGUGACUUUAGUCUCACUUUAUUUUGUGUCUUGAACAUUUCAGGUGUUGUAAAGUUUGUGGAAAGGCUCACAGUUUUUAGACAUCCUUUAUUUCUGUCUGGCAUUUUUUCCAAGUGCAUAUGGACACUUGUGCACUCUAAUACAUUUGUUAUUUAGUAGUUACAAGGGUGAAAGCCUGUCGCUGCUCAGUCAUGCUGUUGUUGCUCCAGAGCCUCCCUCCCUGGGCCCUCUCAUUGUGACUCAGCCAACAGGCGUUAAGUUUCGUUUUCCAGCUGACAGCUGUGCACAAAGGGACACGAUUGAUUCACAUGCUCGCUUUGGUCUAGCUGUGUCCCAUUGCAGGAUGUCAGACUUUGGACUGUUUGAGUACCAGGAGGAGGUGGUCCAGAGAGCUCUGCGAGGAGAAAACAUCAUCAUCUGGCUGCCCACGGGGAGCGGGAAGACGCGUGCCGCCGUCUACGUGGCCAAGAAGCACCUACAGAGGAGGCAGCAGGGCAAAGUGGUGGUCCUGGUAAACAUGCUUCACCUGGUGGACCAACACUUCAGCACAGAGUUUGUUCCCGGCCUGGCGCCGCCCUACAAGGUGGUGGCGGUGAGCGGUUACAGUGACGAGAAGGACUUCUUCGGCAAGCUGCUGCGAGACUCUGACGUGGUGAUCUGCACAGCGCAGAUCUUUCACAACGCUCUGGUCAGCACGGAGGAGGCCAAGCACGUGGAGCUCUCAGAGAUCUCCCUGCUCGUUGUGGACGAGUGUCACCACACACACAAGAACAUGGUCUACAACAAGAUCAUGAGAGAAUACCUGCACCAGAAGAUGCUCAAUGGAGCAACACUGCCUCAGAUUCUUGGACUCACGGCGUCCCCGGGCACGGGCAGAGCUAAGUGUCUGGACAGAGCUGUGCUGCAUGUUCUCCAGCUGUGCGCCAGCUUGGAUUCUGUCAUCGUUACAACCAACAAGUCCACUCAGGAACUCAACAUGAGAGUACCGCGACCCGUCAAGAUCUUUGACAUAGUGGAAAGAAGACCCCAGGAUCCCUUUGGAGAUCAGCUGAAGUGCAUCAUGCAGCAGAUCCAUGACUUCAUGAAACCCCCAGAGGACUUCACGCUGAGGGAAUGCGGCACGCAAGAGUACGAAGCGGACAUGGUCACACUGGAGAAGAGAGGAGUGCAGGAGUACAACCGCGUGCUGCAACAGUGCGCCAUCCACUUGCGUAAAUACAACGACGCCCUGCUCAUCAACGACACGCUGCGCAUGAAGGACGCCCUCAGGUUCUUGAAGGACUUCUACAAACUCAGGAUGACCACCCUCAUCGACUCCACCGACCUCUUCCUGGUACAACUCUUCCAAGAGAACCGACAGCAGCUGAAGACGCUGGCGAGGGACCCGCGCUACGAAAACCCCAAGAUGGCCCAGCUGGAGGCCACCCUGCUGAGGAUUCUCCGUCCAAGUGUGGAGUCCAGGGGGAUCCUCUUCAGCAAGACGCGUAGAAGCACCAGCUGCUUGAUGGACUGGGUGCUCAGGAAUGCCAGCCUGCAGGAAGCGGGCAUCAAGCCCGCCAUCUUGAUUGGCACCACCUCCAUGACGCAGCACGAGCAGAGGAGCACCAUCCAGAAGUUCCGCCAGGGCGCCGUCAACCUCCUUAUCGCCACCAGCGUGGCCGAGGAGGGUCUGGACAUCCCGGAAUGCAACCUGGUGGUGCGCUACGGUCUGCUAACCAAUGAGAUUGCGCAGCAGCAGGCUAGCGGGCGCGCUCGAGCCAAAGACAGCCAGUACUCCCUCGUGGCCCAGCGAGGAGGGCGGGAAGAACGCCGGGAGCACGUCAACAUGUACCUGCAGGAGCUGACCGCCAAGGCCGUCGCUGCGGUCCACCAGAUGACCCCCAGCCAGUUUAGUGAAAAGAUAGCCGAGCUUCAGAGGGAGGCGGUUUGCCAGGGCCGUAAUGCAGAAAGCGAGAAGAAGAAGAAGAAUGGUCGCUACUCUGCCUCCAGCGUGCAGCUCCUGUGUCAGCACUGUUUGACACCUGUGGCACGUGGCAGCGACUUUCAGCUUGUGGAGAACAUGCAUUACGUCAACGUCAACCCCGACUUUAAGCUCUGGUCUCAGGGAGAAGUACAACAUCGGCGCACAGGUGCAGCUAGAGAGGACCUUCGCCGACUGGGAGCCCGGCUGCGUGAUCAUGUGCAACAAUGGCAGCUGCAGCAAGGAGUGGGGGUGCGAGAUAAAGUACAGGAAGGUGGCCCUGCUGCCCAACGUGGCCGUCGAAAACUUCGCCCUGGAGACGCCCGGCGGCAGGACGAUGGUGAAGAGGUGGAAGGACGUUCCUUUCACCGUGGAGGAGUUCAGCUUCACUGACUACUGCCAGGAUCACUUUCUUUGCAACUGAGGUGAAGGCUUCUACGUGGGAGCGUCGGCCGCCAUGACGCAGCGCCGUCCCUCCACACAUGCAAGCAGUCGCUUGUGCCUGCAGGCUGGCGAGGCGCGUUACGCUUGAAUCAUGCUUGAAAUGAGCAUGCCAGCUUUGUUUAUGCCCAAGGUUUUUUUUGUGGGCUUCAUCUCAAGUCAUGCACACGACACAACACAAAGUGUAACAUGACCCCAAAGCAUCAUGCGUGGACCCCCACCCCUUACAAUUCAACACACAUGAAAUCUUUUCUUUGUGCUAUUAUAUAACACGUCUUUAACUUAAAAUGUUUACAAAUAAACUGUAGCCUGUACUGAUUAAUACUAUUAAUAAUCAUUUUAUUGGUUUGUAUGUUCUGCAAAUUAAACACUAACAUGAUCUUAUUGUCGGUAGAUUGUCUUGCCUUUGUGGACCACUAGAGGGCUCUCUUAAUCAGGCAAUGCCUACAUAGAUUGUAGUUUUGGCGGCUGAAUUAUACAUCGAUAACAAAUUCAUACAUGAAAUAAAAAAUAAUAAAAUACAAAUCAAACAAAAUGCAUAUUUUAAAAUAAUAUAAGACACGCUAUAGAAUGAAUAAAAACUGUGUUUAAUCCAUGUAACAUUAUACUAACGGGGAGAAAACACUAUAGGGACAAGCGAUAAUAGUAAUAAUGAUAAGGUUAAUUACAUGACAUUUGAUAUCCUUGGUGGAGUGUUUUAAAUGC
Molecule: messenger RNA, 3912 nt
Organism: Dunckerocampus dactyliophorus (ringed pipefish)
Lineage: Eukaryota; Metazoa; Chordata; Actinopteri; Syngnathiformes; Syngnathidae
Gene: dhx58
Product: DEXH (Asp-Glu-X-His) box polypeptide 58
Exons: 11
Coding region: 1150-3159 (669 amino acids)
Biological process (GO): positive regulation of interferon-beta production; response to virus; innate immune response
Cellular component (GO): cytoplasm
Molecular function (GO): single-stranded RNA binding; zinc ion binding; double-stranded RNA binding
Source: RefSeq, a predicted model, not a curated record